GCAGAAAAGCCACAGUGUGAUUUAGUGUGACGCUUUUAACCACCUUUCCUGGAAGAGGGGAAAAAAAAAAAAAAAACAUGUGUAUGUACAACUCAAACAGGCUAUCUAACAACUAAAUAUUUCCAAAGAAGGGACUAUAACUAUUUUAACUACAAAAGUGAAAUUAAGCCAUACUGCUAAAUAUCCGGUCAUUGAAAACGAAAGCAAACUACGUUUUAAAAAUCAUAGAGAUGCUGCACGCGCAUCACCUCGACCCAACCUCGAAGUUUCCAUAAGAGAUUUCCACACAAACCAGCAGAAAUGACAUUGCUAAUCUCACUAAACCUUUAUUAUACACACAUUGUCGCUUAUUUGGACCGAUAAUGUCAGUUAAUUGGUUGUAUUUGUGUUUUUGAGUUUUGUAGGCUACAGAAAGCGGCAGCCUCGUUUCUUUCUCUCAAACUGGAGCUCCACCCAGAACUCAACAAAAGACCCCAUGACCCACCAACACAUCAGGCUGCAGGCAAGCUUUACCAACCAGAAUAAAACACGGGCUCAGCAGGCAUGGAGCCUCUCAGCCUGCAGGUGCUGGUGGUUGUAACAGGGAGCUUCCUGGGCUUCCAGUGGCUGUUCCACAGAGGUAGCCCUUGGGUGUCUCAGCAACUCUGCAAAGGCUUCCUUAGGCUCAGCCCUACACAAAGGACGGAGUGGAACUCCAGGGCCGUCUCAACAGUGCACGCCUUGGUUGUGGGACUUUUCUGUCUCUACAUAUAUAUCUUUGAUGAAUCCAUCCAGAAAGACCCAGUCUGGGGAGACGCCACACUGGUGAAACUAAACGUGGCCAUUACCUCAGGUUAUCUAAUUUCAGAUCUCCUGCUCAUGUUUACUUCAUGGGAGUCAAUUGGAGAGAAAUACUUUGUCAUACAUCAUUUUGCUGCUCUCUAUGCAUACUACUAUGUGCUGAGUCAAGGGAUAUUGCCUUACUUUGCUAAUUUCCGUCUGCUCUCAGAAUUCUCCACCCCCUUUGUCAACCAGCGUUGGUUUUUUCACAUGUUGGGCUACCACAAACUCUCCAGACCGAGUUUGGUUAAUGGUGUCACCAUGGCAUUUACAUUCUUCUUGGUGAGGAUCGCAGUCAUUCCGGGCUACUACAGCCAUAUGUACUCAAUCUUUGGCACAGAUGACUUCUACAAGUUACCUCUGGGAGGCCGCAGUGCCUGGGUUAUUUCUAGUGUGUCUUUGGAUGUUAUGAACAUCAUGUGGAUGCGCAGAAUCAUCCGUGGAUGUCUCAAAGUCCUUCACUCAGCCUGGUCGAGAAAAGCAGGAACUGAAAUGGAAACUAGAAAGACAGACUGACGUGGAGAUACAAAUAUAAACUGAACACAUCAGCACACAAACUGUCCAUCUUGUAUCAUGUCCAGCCUGAUGCUGGAGUGCAAAUGCUGCUGUAAUGCCAUGACUUCAGUUUUGAGUUUUAAACUGACAAAUCAAGAGCUUAGAAAGUCAGUCAAUGUAUUAAUGACUUAAAAGAUGUCAUCUUCAAAUAUGGGCACAACUGGAGGAAUUAAGUCACAAACAAUCUUUCAGUUUAAAAAGAAAAAUCAGGUGAUUAAGAGGCAAGGGACUGAUCACAUGUACAAUCAGGACAAUAGUUGUGGUUGCACUAUUUAUUAUAAAGCUGCUAUUAAGAUCAACCAACUUGCCUUUAUGAAUGCAAUCAACAAAGCAACAGCACAUCUGAACUUCCACAAAGAUACACAGUGUGUGCCUGUAGACUACGAUACACAACUUUUUUACUACAAUAUGGAUAGGGUUGGGUAUGCAGAGAAAUAUAAUGGCCAUUAUAAAUGUAGUGGAAAUGGGUUAAAUGAAUAGGCGAAAGAUCCUGCUUUUGCAGCUCAGCAGUGCAGGAUAUUGUACUCAAGAAACCAUGCAUGUCUGCAUAUAAUUAAUAUAAUUAUUGCAUAUAUGGAGAAUACUAUGUAUGGAGAGUAUUAUAUGUCUGGAAUGGAAAACAUAUCAGGUGACACAAUGUUAUAUAAUAUAAGUGCUUCUGAAAAUCUAUAACUUGAUGCAGCAGUGUAUAAGCUUUUUGCUUGUAGUAUGUGGUUUGUGGGUUAGAUUUGGAAUAAUGACAAUUAUAAUAUGUAAGCUUCAAUAAGAAAAGGCUUUUCAGGUUACUUCACCGUUAUGUAGGCCUAUGCAGUUAAAAAAACGCAAUAGGAUUCUUGAAAAAGGUGUAUGAGCUAUUCCAACUGAAUGAAUACUGUGAUGUCAAAAAUACUUAUGGAAGUGACUGGACAUGUGUGUUUCUGUGGUGUGACAAUGUUUUAAUUUAAAUAAACUUCUCAGUUUUACACUUUAUACAA
Ctenopharyngodon idella (grass carp) is the source of this 2348-nucleotide messenger RNA. Its product is annotated as Transmembrane protein 56-B-like. Gene Ontology annotation, cellular component: membrane; endoplasmic reticulum. The record is from RefSeq and is a predicted model, not a curated record. Gene Ontology annotation, biological process: lipid homeostasis. The transcript has 7 exons. The coding region runs from base 544 to 1335 and encodes 263 amino acids. Lineage: Eukaryota; Metazoa; Chordata; Actinopteri; Cypriniformes; Xenocyprididae.